AUGCUGGGGAGCCGGGAAGCAGGAACCGCGGGCGGCGGAGAGGCGGCUGCCGGGCCGCUGAGCGGGGCACACCCCGAGAAGGAGAUGCCUCCCGGCCGCGCAGGGUGUCGUCUCACCGGCCUGGUCAACUGGAGGCAGAGACCGUGCAGGACUUCAGCCCUGUUUGCUGCAGCCAACACGCUGUUCUGGUUCGUAGCCUUCACUUCUUUCCGAGCCUACAGCCUGUCGGCCGUCCUGCUGGCUCUGCUGGUCGUCAUGGUGACCGCCAGAGACAUCGCUCUGUCCAGAUCCACAGGAGCUCACUUAUGGCGCAGCAUGACGGCAAGCUGGGAGAUUAUUGACUCAGGCCAGGACAGCCGGUCUGGGACUGGACUUCAGCUCAGCGACUCCCUCAGACUCUUCCUCCAGGAGACAUCAGCUUUCAAACAGCAAAACCCUGGCAAGUUUUGCUUGCUGGUUUGCAGUUUGUGUACCUUCUUUGCUGUCUUAGGACGCUACAUUCCAGGGAUUGUUAUCUCAUAUAUUCUAGUGCUGGGCGUCUUCCUGUGGCCUCUGAUUUCAUUUCAUGAGGUCGGUUUGUGGCUGGAGCCAGUUCUGCAGAAGCUGGACUUUGGCCUUGGAGAGCUCCUUCGGAAAAUCAAAGAGAAUCAUGAGAAAAGACUCAUGCAGGCUCAGACCGAGAAAGAGGGCAUCGAGUCGGACCUCUCCUCCAUGUUUCCCAAGCUCGACUCCACAGUGUGUAAGGAAAUGUCUGUGUCGGAUACAGAGGUGUCUGAUGUGACAUGGACAGACAACGGUACAUUCAACCUGUCAGAAGGACACACACCACAGACUGAGAACUCAGAAGACCUCGACAGAGAAGAAGUAUUCACUGGCGGCCUCCCUGAAUUCCCGUCUCUUGACAACGGCACGACGAACGGCGACGACGACGAUGACCUCAGCCUCGGCCUUCCCUCGCCUCACCCUCAGUCCCAACAGCCAAUCAAAUCCAAGCAUACACCUCCUCCACAAAAAGACCAACCCGCCUCCAGCGCUCUUGAAUUGGUCAACCAGAUGGCGGGCGACGUCAUUGCCGCCGCAGUCACAGCCGCCAUCCAGGAGAGGAUAGAAGCGGCUGUCGGCAUCACAUUGGCGAGCGAACACCGAGAGCGGUCAAGACGCCCAGAAUCCACCAGGCUGCUGGAGCUGACCGAGGAGUCGGACAGCGAGGUGGAGGACUUUGAGCUGCUGGAUCAGUCGGAGCUGGAGCAGCUGGAGGGGGAGCUGGGGCUGGGAGAGGUGAAGGCCCAAGCCAAAGAGGAGGCUCCGACCCAGAGCGACAAACCGGCCUCUGAGGGAUUCUUCUCCAAACUCCUGAGACGCCAGUGAGUGAUGAAGAGUACGGUCUGCAGGGGAGGAAGACGGGUUACAGAGGACAUGUGGGGGACAACGUUUCCAUUCUUCUUUUUCCUAUAGAGCUAACAUCACCAUUUUAGAUCUGAUCAGUCUGUGAAAUGUGGAGGAGCAAGUGACGUAAUAUCAAAAUCAUCCCACAUAAUGCCGAGAUCAGACUACACAGUAUAUUUUUCUUUUUUUUUUUACUUUUUAUUUGUUAACUCAUUUCAUCCAUGCAUGUAAUUUGUUCUCCAUGAUACAACUCAUUUCAUCAUUUAAUAUAAAUAAAAACAAGACAAAAAACAUACCAUAACAUGAGCAUCAUAUAUAA
This is a messenger RNA of Thunnus maccoyii (southern bluefin tuna), 1705 nucleotides long. RefSeq names its product reticulophagy regulator 1 (gene retreg1). The coding region runs from base 1 to 1368 and encodes 455 amino acids. NCBI's taxonomy places the organism in Eukaryota, Metazoa, Chordata, Actinopteri, Scombriformes, Scombridae. The record is from RefSeq and is a predicted model, not a curated record. Gene Ontology annotation, biological process: negative regulation of neuron apoptotic process; reticulophagy. The transcript is spliced from 9 exons. Gene Ontology annotation, cellular component: endoplasmic reticulum membrane.